AUGAGCAAAAACCUUGCCUUGCAGGCAUACAGAAAUGCUCUCCGGGCCACCCGAGUGGCAUUUAAUGGAGAUCAGGUUGUUUUAAAUGCCGCCAGAACCAGAGUCAGAGAGGGUUUCGAAAGCAACCGUGCUCUUAGUGAUGAGGCCGAGAUCACUAAGGCCGUGACUGAACUCAAUGAAGUGGCACGGUUUCUUGUCAAGAACAUCGUUCAGGGUGAACAAGAGAAGGACGGAAGAUACUUCUUAAAGUUCCACGACAAGACGGAGCUUGGAAGCAACGAGAGCAUCAAGCAAAGCAACAGAGCCAACAUGGGCAGUUUGGCUGGAGUCAAGGCCAGAAAGUGCAGCGACAACUAA
Sungouiella intermedia is the source of this 357-nucleotide messenger RNA. NCBI's taxonomy places the organism in Eukaryota, Fungi, Ascomycota, Pichiomycetes, Serinales, Metschnikowiaceae. The record is from the annotation of a GenBank genome assembly.